UGCACAUCCACAUUACCGCCACUGAAUAUUAAAGAGGGACAUCAAUAGCAAAAAAGAAGCGGAAGCGAGAAGACUAUUCACUGAAAUUUAAAAAAAAAAAAAAAAAAAGGCUCUUGAUCUGCUGAGGUUUUCUGAAUUGGACAAAGAUGGUUACUUUUCAUUAUUUACUAACACUUUUGGUUACCAUUCAACUCAGCUUAUAUGGCUCUAACUCCCUUGUAUUAGGCUUAAAGAAUAUCUGUACAAUGUGUAAUGGGCCCUCAGGGGAACCCAAGGGCCACAGAGGUGAACGUUUAUCAGGGGAGGAGAUCACAUCCGUGUUGGCAUUAGGUGAACCCUGUGGGGUUUACACUCUACCAUGUACUCAGGGUCUUCGGUGUAUCCCUCCUUUUGGAGAGCAAAGUCCCCUUCAGGCACUGCUUCAGGGACGAGGGGUCUGCAAAAACAUCAAAAGUACCUUUACUGACAUCCAUCCACCUACAGACUAUCAUCCAUCAACCAAUGAAAACAAUUUUGAAAAGGGUCCUUGUCGCAAACUGCUAAACACAGUCCUCCAAAGUAUAGAGCUCACAAUUAUUCAUUCAAUUCCGGACAUCUACAUUCCCAACUGUGACAGACAAGGGUUCUUCCGGAGAAAACAGUGUCGGUCAUCAAGAGGAAUGCAAAGAGGCCAUUGCUGGUGUGUUGAUGAGAAAGGAUCAAAAAUUUCAUCACGUAAAAGGAGUGAUGGAACUAUCUCAUGUAACAGUGCCUGAGAAUUGUGAUGCAACUUGAUAUCUGAUGUAAAUAUGGACUUGAAAUUUGUUUAGUAGGGACUGAGAGAGUCAGCAAAAGAGAUGACAGACACUAAGAACUCGAUGACCACAAAG
Onychostoma macrolepis is the source of this 869-nucleotide messenger RNA. RefSeq names its product insulin-like growth factor binding protein 6a (gene igfbp6a). Gene Ontology annotation, biological process: regulation of insulin-like growth factor receptor signaling pathway. Lineage: Eukaryota; Metazoa; Chordata; Actinopteri; Cypriniformes; Cyprinidae. Gene Ontology annotation, molecular function: fibronectin binding; insulin-like growth factor I binding; insulin-like growth factor II binding. The coding region runs from base 147 to 755 and encodes 202 amino acids. The record is from RefSeq and is a predicted model, not a curated record. The transcript has 4 exons. Gene Ontology annotation, cellular component: extracellular region.